Triticum dicoccoides is the source of this 929-nucleotide messenger RNA. RefSeq names its product putative eukaryotic initiation factor 4A-2. Bases 67 to 792 code for a protein of 241 amino acids. The transcript has 2 exons. Lineage: Eukaryota; Viridiplantae; Streptophyta; Magnoliopsida; Poales; Poaceae. The record is from RefSeq and is a predicted model, not a curated record.
GAGGAGAAGCAAAUAUCGUCGAGCAGCAAUCAGGUUAUUGUCGCCACUCCUGGCCGCGCUCUUAACAUGCUGACAAGACGAGCGCUUUGUCCAGAUAACAUCAGAAUGUUCGUCUUGGAUGAAGCUGAUGAAAUACUCGCAGGAGGUUUGAAGAACCAGAUCUACGAUAUUAUCCAGCUUCUCCCAGCCAAAAUCCUGUUUGCUGUAUUCUCUACCGCCAUGUCCAAUGAAGCUCUUGAACUUUGCCGGAAGUGCAUGAAUAAGCCUAUGAAGGUCAUAGUGCCGAAAGAUGAAGAACUUGAGGGUUUUAGUGUUAAGCAGUUCUAUGUUAAAGCUGAGAAUGAAGAAUCGAAGUUUCAAAAAUUAUGUGAUCUUUUGGACACCAUGGCCGUCACGCAAAACAUCAUCUUUGUCAACGCACGUCGGAAGGUCAAGCCACUGACCGAAAAGAUCAGAGGCAGGGGGUACACUGUCUCGGCAAGCCAUGGUGGUAUGGACCAGCACUCCAGAGAUGCUGCCGUCCAGGAUCUCCAGUCGGGAUCAUCCCGUGUCCUCGUCACCACCGACCUUCAUGGCGCUGAUGCAUUGCAGGUCCCUGUUGUCAUCAACUAUGAUCUGCCAGCACAACCAGUACAAUACCUUCGUAAUGUUCGACGAAGUGGACAUCCUGGAGGGAUUGGUGUAGCUAUCAGCUUUGCUGCUCGUGCUGAUGAGCGUGUUCUGUCUGGCAUCCAAAGGUUCUGCAAUACUCAGAUGGCGGAGUUACCCUCCAACGUCGCUGACCUCUUGUGAGCAAUUGUGUAGUUGGAUAUGGUGCACAGAUGGCUAUCUAGACUUCUUUUUUCUAUCGUUGGCCUGGAGAGCUGCGCAACAGCUGCAUUUUGUUGAAUUGUGGGAAUCGUCUUGUGGGAUUGAAACUUGUUGAGUUC